Helicoverpa zea (corn earworm) is the source of this 903-nucleotide messenger RNA. Its product is annotated as lachesin-like. The record is from RefSeq and is a predicted model, not a curated record. The transcript is spliced from 6 exons. Bases 1 to 903 code for a protein of 300 amino acids. Gene Ontology annotation, cellular component: neuron projection membrane. Gene Ontology annotation, biological process: synapse organization. NCBI's taxonomy places the organism in Eukaryota, Metazoa, Arthropoda, Insecta, Lepidoptera, Noctuidae.
AUGACGUCGGCUGGUCUUUUGGUCUUCUGCUCGGUACUCACCAGGACAUUAUGCGUUAUUGCUCCACAGAUACCAGAUUUCAAAACCGGUGACAAGAAGAUCAUCAACGGUCCCUUCUGGCACGAAGUCUUCACGGAGACUUACGAAGACCACGAUGAUGACCCGUCUACUACUACUUCGGAACCGCUCCCUUUCUUCGAAGAUGAUGCUUCUACUAAUAAUGUGACGGCUCAGCUUGGGUCGAGAGUGCACCUACACUGUCGAGUUCAUGAUUUGGGGGAGAAGACGAUAUCCUGGGUACGUCGCCGCGGCGAAGAACUUCACCUCCUAUCCUUCGGCCGUCACACUUAUUCAGCUGACUCCCGCUAUUCCUUAGCCUUUGAACAUCCCAACGAUUGGAGACUCCUCAUCCAGUACGUCAGUGAAAGAGAUGAGGGGUUCUACGAGUGUCAGAUUUCUACGCACCCUCCUUUAGUUAGGAGGGUCCAUCUUAGUGUUGUUGUGCCAAAAGUGGAGAUCGUCGACGAAAGAGGCCGGCCACUACAGGACAAAUUCUAUAAAGAAGGGUCCAUCAUAGAACUGCGUUGUGUGGUCAGCGAAGUACCACAGCCAACCAGACAGGUCAACUGGAAGCAUGGAACGAGAUUGCUCAACUAUGACACUAAGAGAGGUGGUGUGAGCGUGAAGACAGAAGCGACAUCCAACGGUGCUCUCUCUCGGUUGUACAUAGCGAACGCCAAUAGAAACGACUCGGGAAACUACACGUGUUCGUUGGCAGACGUCGCGGCCUCUGCUGUUUCUGUGCACGUGUUAAGAGGCGAAAACCCGCUAGCGAUGCAAAGGGGCGGCGCAGCGGGCUGUUCCGAUUCAUUGCUGGCUCUCCUCGCGGCUUUCAUCAGCUGA